GAUUAAACCUGGAGGUUUAUCCUAAGGCAAAACGUGGAGGUUUAUCCUCUUCGAUGUGUUACCGACAGAGUGGAGGUUUAUCCUCUUCGAUGUGUUACCGACAGAGUGGAAAGCCCACCCAACAUGAGCAUGUGAACCACCAACUCUUUCAUAACAAUUGGCUCUCCUUUUCCUCAGCGGUUGACUUCUGCCAUCAGUAAUUCUGGUUCUAUACGCCAAUUUCUACACUCAAUAACUAUACAUUCUCGCAUAUUUGUAGUGUAUCACAAAAUGUGUAUCACAAAUUUUGGCGUGUAUCACAAAUUAAUCAAAUUCCUGGAUUUAUUUGCUUGAACUGUUUGCAUUCACCGCUGAUAUGUUUAUUUUUCUAAAAAAAUCAGGCGAGGCCAAAGUCACAGGUGUCAUUUGCACGCCCGUUUUGUCUGUGCUGUGCAAGGACAAUCAAUGAAAAGAUGCUCCACUUAUCUUGUACCGACUACCGAGUAGCUGGGAAUGUAAUGCGUCAGUUUUGGACUUGCUCUUUUGCAGUUGGAAAUAAACACUAAAGGGCAUGAGUAUAUAAUUAAGAUUGUGGAAUUUCUGGGUCUUUCUUGGUAGAACAUACAAAAAUACAAGAUGGUGGUGGGAGGUGUUAAUUUGGUAGUGAAGUAUGUGGUUGGGGUGAUAGGGCUUUAUCUGGUUGCGAAAUCAUCAUCAUCAUCAGCUGAUGUUAAUGAGCGAUUGAACAUAUGGCCAAUGCCCAAAUCAGUUAGCCAUGGCCACCAUAGUCUUUAUUUGAGCAAUGAGUUUGAGCUGAAGACCCAUGAAAGCACUUAUCCGGAUGUUUCUGGGAUUCUCAAGGAUGGAUUCCUGAGGACACUUGAUGUGAUAAGAGGAGCUCAUGUGUUUGAUGCUCAUGUUUUUUCUCUCAACCUACUGAAAGGGAUUCAUGUGGACGUUCUUUCGCCCCACGAUGAGCUGCAGCACGGAGUUGACGAGUCUUACAACUUGUCCAUACCUGGGGAUACUAACGGUGUCUAUGCAUACCUUAGGGCACAAACAGUUUAUGGAGCUCUACACGGGUUGCAGACAUUUAGCCAAUUAUGCUAUUUCAACUUCCAAACCAAAGCAGUUGAAGUGCGUCAAGUACCGUGGACUAUAUUGGACCAGCCAAGGUUCACUUAUCGAGGCCUUUUAAUCGAUACGGCACGACAUUAUCUGCCACUUCCAGUAAUAAAGAAAGUUAUUGAUUCCAUGACAUAUGCGAAACUGAACGUAUUGCAUUGGCAUAUUGUGGAUACACAAUCUUUCCCACUUGAAAUGCAUUCAUAUCCAAAACUGUGGGACGGGGCUUAUUCUAGUCUAGAGCGGUACACGAUAGGUGAUGCUACUGAAAUUGUAAGAUAUGCGCAAAGACGUGGAAUCAAUGUUUUGGCUGAAAUCGAUGUUCCAGGACAUGCACAGUCGUGGGGUGUAGGCUAUCCUUCACUAUGGCCAUCAAGAGACUGUCAGCAGCCAUUAGAUGUGAGCAAUGAAUUCACCUUCAACGUAAUAGAUGGCAUCCUCUCAGAUUUCAGUAAGAUCUUCAAAUACAAGUUUAUUCAUCUUGGGGGAGAUGAAGUGAAUACGAGCUGCUGGACAUCAACUCCUCGUAUAAACAAUUGGUUAAAGAAACACCAACUGGAUGGACCAAUGGCAUACCAGUAUUUUGUCUUACGAGCACAGAAGAUAGCUUUAUCUCAUGGAUAUGAUAUUAUAAACUGGGAAGAGACCUUCAACAAUUUUGGCAAUAAGUUGAGCCCCAAAACUGUUGUCCACAAUUGGCUAGGCGGUGGUGUGGCUCAGCAAGUGGUUGCAGCAGGAUUGCGGUGCAUCGUGAGCAACCAAGACAAGUGGUAUCUUGACCAUUUGGAUGCCACGUGGCAGGGUUUUUACAUGAACGAGCCACUCGCUAACAUCACCGACAUCAAGCAGCAGGCUUUGGUUCUUGGCGGGGAGGUAUGCAUGUGGGGAGAACACAUUGAUGGUUCUGACAUUGAGCAAACGAUAUGGCCCCGUGCUGCUGCUGCUGCAGAGAGGCUAUGGACAUCAUAUGACAAUAUCGUCAAGGAUCCACUUAAAAUUGCUGGAAGGCUGGCACACUUCAGGUGUCUCUUGAACCAUAGAGGAGUGGCUGCUGCUCCAUUGUUCGGUUUAGGGCGAGAUGUGCCGUCAGAUCCAGGCUCUUGCCAUUUGCAGUAAACAAAAUGUAUCACCAUCCUAUACUUGUCUGUUGUUCAUUUCAACCCUCAUAACUAAUCUAAUAAACACACAUACGAUUAGAUGUGUGCUGAACUAUGUUGUUCAUAAUAAAUUAAAAAUAAAUAAUGUGUCAUAUUGUUCCAAUACCUUUUUUCAUCAUUUCCAAUAGAGACAAAGACUCGCCUUUUUUUGCUUAGAAAUAUGAUGUAAUACAGCAAAAAUGACUCACUAAAUUGUUUGCUUGUUAUGAAGCAACAUUCAAUAUAUGCAAUUUUCGGCGUGAUUUUCAUCAUGGAUUAUCUGAAA
Messenger RNA from Cuscuta europaea, 2526 nucleotides. Lineage: Eukaryota; Viridiplantae; Streptophyta; Magnoliopsida; Solanales; Convolvulaceae. The record is from the annotation of a GenBank genome assembly.